Pelobates cultripes (western spadefoot toad) is the source of this 357-nucleotide messenger RNA. NCBI's taxonomy places the organism in Eukaryota, Metazoa, Chordata, Amphibia, Anura, Pelobatidae. The record is from the annotation of a GenBank genome assembly.
AUGAUGAAAGAGAAGGGGGAGGAGCAAAUAGAAAAUGAGAGAAGAUGGAGAAGGAAAGCAAAAUGGGGGAGAAAUAAAUGGAGAAGGAGAUAUAAGAGGAGAUGGUGGAGACAGAGGAGGACAAGACAAAAGAGGAGGUGGAAUAAGAAAAAGGUGGAGGAGACAGAUGAAGUGGAUAAGAAAGAGAUAGACGACGAGAACAAGACAGGAAAGAUAAUGAAAAAGGAGAAGGAGACGCAGAAUGAGGAGGAGGAGAAAGAGAAAAAGGAGUAUAAAAUGAUAAUGGAGGAAGAGCAGAAAAGGAGGACUGGACAGAGAAAGAAGAGAAGAAAAAGGAAAAGGAGGAGACAGAGAUGA